AAUCAAGGAGAAAUCUUAGUUAAAAAAGGAAGCACACCCCAACAUCCCUCGUGUCUGUCAUCAUCCGCUUUCUUCAAAUAGAAUCCACCGUUCAUCCUACAAGCAGACCCUAUGUCUCCGUUCUCAAGAUAUUCCUCUUUCUCCCUCUCCCCCCAUUUUUCCAUAUAAAUUUCAACCACAAAACCCUAAUUUUCGCCAUCCAAAUCCCACUCCUCCUUGUAAAAAUGUCGAAACUUAUCUCCAUGUUGCUUAUUUUCAUCUUCGUCUCCACCUCUGUUCUUGCUGCUCGUCCCCCUGCAACUCCAAUGGAAGGUCUUUUGCCAAAUGGAAACUUCGAAGAACCACCAAAAGCAACCGACAUAAAGAAAACAGUCCUGCUGGGUAAAACCGCAUUACCCAAAUGGGAAAUCAGUGGUCUCGUUGAGUACAUCCACGGCGGACCUCAGCCGGGUGGAAUGUACUUUCCGGUGGCACACGGCGUCCACGCCGUCAGACUCGGGAACGAAGCUACAAUCUCUCAAAAUAUAGCCGUGAAAGCUGGAUCUCUGUAUGCUGUGACGUUUGGUGCUUCGAGAACAUGUGCACAGGAGGAGGUUUUGAGAGUGUCGGUGCCGCCACAGUCCGGUGACCUUCCGCUGCAGACUCUUUACAGCAGCGACGGUGGCGAUGUCUACGCUUAUGGAUUUAAAGCGAAUUCGAGCUCAGUGAGGUUAACCUUCCAUAACCCUGGUGUACAAGAAGAUCCCAAAUGCGGUCCUCUCAUUGACGCCGUCGCCAUUAAAGAGCUCCUCCCUCCCAGACCUACUCGCCUUAAUAUCGUGAAAAAUGGCGGAUUUGAGGAAGGGCCUCAUCGAUUAUUCAACUCUUCCAAUGGCGUCCUCCUCCCUCCUCGACAAGAAGACAUAACAUCUCCUCUCCCCGGAUGGAUCAUCGAGUCUCUAAAAGCCGUUAAGUUCAUCGACAACAAACACUUCAACGUCCCCUACGGCGUCGCCGCCAUCGAACUAGUCGCCGGAAGAGAAAGCGCCAUCGCACAAAUCCUCCGAACAAUCCCAAACAAACUCUACAGCCUGUCAUUUGCCAUUGGAGACGCGAAGAACGGGUGCCAUGGAGACAUGAUGGUUGAAGCAUUUGCUGCAAAAGAUACACUGAAAGCGCCAUUUAAAUCGGAAGGAAAGGGGAAGUCGAAGGUGGUGAGCAUGAAGUUUAAGGCGCUGUCAGCGAGAACUAGAGUGACUUUUUACAGCUCGUAUUAUCACACUAGGGCUGAUGAUUUUGGGUCUCUUUGUGGCCCUGUAAUUGAUGAAGUUAGGGUUUUUCCUGUGCGAGCUUAGAUGGAGAAGAUGAUAUGUAAAAAUUCGAGUUGAGUCUGGUCUUAGUUUGUGAAUCAGACCCCUUGAUUUAUUUGAGCUUGGUCACUUGUUUAACGUGCCAUGAAUGGAA
Molecule: messenger RNA, 1443 nt
Organism: Lactuca virosa
Lineage: Eukaryota; Viridiplantae; Streptophyta; Magnoliopsida; Asterales; Asteraceae
Source: the annotation of a GenBank genome assembly